UAUAAAAUUUUGUAGAUACAUAUUAAAAAUAGUUUUAAUUACAUAAAAUUUUCUACUUUUCUAGGUUUUUUUGAAUAUUUAACAUCUACACUUUUAUUAUUUUAUUUUAUAUUAGUUAUUCUAGGCGUAGUAUCUUGAGUAUAAAUUUAUUUCGUGUAAGCAAAAAAUUGAUUUAUUCGUGUAUCAUAUAUUUAUCAUAUAUUAAUCAUAUAUUAAUGAAAGUAUCUUAUUAUAUACAUACAUUUACCUGACUAAACGCCAUUAAGAAAUAUAAAGCAAACUUUAUUGCUACACUUCAGCUUUUCCAAGUUGCUACUUUACCAGAUCAAAGGAAAUAUCUUGGACCGUUCGUGGUAUUUGUAUCAGCUCAUUUUUAUUAUACGUUUGUAUGUAAUUACAUGGGACAGAAGAUUAUAGAUAACAGUACAGAUUUUUUCAGAAAAGCGUGAGUAUCAUUCAUAAAUGAAUGUUUUACAUACGCUAUAUAUAGUUUCAAUAUUUUAUAUUAGUAUUAUUUUAUAUAUGUGUGUAUAUAUAUAUAUAUAUAUAUAUAUAUAUAUAUAUGUAUGUAUGUAUGUAUGUAUGUAUGUAUGUAUGUAUGUAUGUAUGUAAAAAGAGCUUUAGUUUCUUGCAUUAUUAGAAACUUAUGAAAGUCAGUUCUAUUUUUUUAUAAUGAUUUACCAUUAAAUGUUUCUAAGUUUCUUAUAAAUAAUAUUAGAUUAGUGCUAUACAUAAAAUAAAUAAUAUUGAAGCAUUCCUACUGUAACGAACACUAGUGAUCUACGAAGUUAUCUGUAUAAAGAAUUUAUACGAACUGAGGGACAUAACCACAACGGGCAGCGCCUGCGCCACUUGAAAUAAAAAAACCAGCAGAUAUUAUGUCUGCAAAUUUAAAUAUUAAAAUGAACGUAUUAUCGCUUAUAACACUUUACACUGAAAAUUCAUUUUGCUUUUUUUCACGCUAGAAAAUGAUUCAAUUAUGAUCAUUACAAUUAUUUUAAUGUUAUAACUUUUAAAACUUGAAAAAUAAACAAUUCUAUAAAAAGAGACAAUUGUCUCUAAGAUAUCUAUAGCAAGAGAGAGCAAAUUUCUCUUGAAUGAAUAUAGUCCUGUUUCUGACAGAAUACAAGAUGAACUUUAUUGGAAGACGAUACUAUAAGAUCAACAAGUUGCUUCUAUGUAUUCUUGGGUUGUGGCCAUAUCAAAUAACAAAGCGCAUACAAGUUCGACCUAUAUUAUUUUAUAGUAUAUACAUCUCUUUUGUAUUUGCACAGGUGUCAUAAUCCUUUUUAUUUAAAUAUGCGACAUAUAAAAUACAUUUUUUAUAACUGAAUUUGGUUAAUAAUUAAGAAUUAUUAUUUGCAGUUGUGUCCAUUCUUUAUUUUAAAGUGUAAUUUAAUUGUGGUCCUUAAAAUUUUGUCUCAUCUCUUCCCUACUCUUCUAGAAUUUUUGAAAUACAAUUCUUUUUAUACAAAUGCUAAAAACAUUAAAUUACUACUGGAUGAAAUACAAAAUGAUUGGAACGCUUUAGAUGAUAAGAAGGAAACAGAAAUAAUUGAAAAAUACGCUUAUAGAAUGCAUAUUUUUACGUCUAUUGUUACACUAUUUUCCUCUAUCGGAUUAAUCGUCUUUUACUUUAUGGAGUUGUGGCCUAUUAUACUCGAUAACAUUCUGCCAUUGAAUGAAUCUCGACCACGCAAUACCUUUGUGGUUACGGAAUAUUUUAUUGAUCGUGAAAAAUAUUUUAUUCCUAUAAUGUUACACGAAAUGGUCGUAGUUUCCGUAGGAGCCCUCACAAUUAUUUCUACCGGAACAAUACUUAUGGCUUGUACGCAACAUUCUUGUGGGAUGCUGAAGAUUGUCAGCUUUCGCAUAGUACAUUUGUUAGACAAGAACAUAUUGCAACGUUCCAGCCUUCAAAUAGAUCGUAUAAUCUGCAAUAGAAUAGCACAUGCCGUAGAUUUGCAUAGAAAAAUUGCAAAUUUCUUGGAUCUACUUGUUUCAACUUUUACGGUACAAUAUAGUAUUUUAAUUUUCAUCGGUGUAGCUUCCAUAAGUCUUAAUUUAUAUUGUUUUCUUCUACCGUCUACGAUGCAAAGCAACACAGAAUUGUUUGCAUCUGUUGUACUCAUAGUUGCUCACUUUUUUUAUAUGUUCAUGGCUAAUUAUGUCGGGCAAAUAAUCAUCGAUCAUAGUGAAGACAUUUUUAGAGUAACAUGUAAUGUAUUGUGGUACGUUGUACCAAUAUCAUCGCAAAAGAUACUAUUGUUUUUAAUGCAUCGAACGAUGAAAAAUUUGAAGCUAUCUGGUCUCAAUGUAUUUACGUCAUCGUACGAAGGUUUUGCCACGCUUUCUACCACAUCGUUGUCUUACUUCACAGUAAUUUAUUCUCUACAAUAGUGAUGUAACAUCGCUGAGAUACUUAUUCAUCAUGCUAAUGCAACAUGCUCAUGCUACAAGAGAAAUUCAAUAGUAGUAUGCAUUGAAAAUUACGGAGGUAUGAAAUUAUGAAUAAUAUUAUAGCUUAUAUAUGAUCUGUAAUUAUUUACAGCACUUCAAGCAUCGUUUUGUUAAUCCUUUUAUUAGCAAUUUUGUAAAGCAUCACAAUUAAAAUUAUAUGAUAAAACACUAUAGCUUUAAUUCUAAAAAACAAAAAUAAACAUUUUACUUGCA
This is a messenger RNA of Solenopsis invicta (red fire ant), 2673 nucleotides long. RefSeq lists its product as uncharacterized. Gene Ontology annotation, cellular component: plasma membrane. Gene Ontology annotation, biological process: sensory perception of smell; detection of chemical stimulus involved in sensory perception of smell. NCBI's taxonomy places the organism in Eukaryota, Metazoa, Arthropoda, Insecta, Hymenoptera, Formicidae. The record is from RefSeq and is a predicted model, not a curated record. The transcript has 8 exons. Bases 1576 to 2400 code for a protein of 274 amino acids. Gene Ontology annotation, molecular function: odorant binding; olfactory receptor activity.